GGGGGUAGACGACGAACCGGAGCCGCUGCGGAACGGCUGCCUCUGCCCGCUUGCUGUCCGUAGGACCUCGGCGGCUCUCGGUAGCUGAGGCCGGCUAAAACGCGGUCUCCUUUCCCCUCCGUCCUCCGGCAAGUCGUGGAGCGAUCGCUUCGGUAAAGGAAAAAGCCGCAGCUUUAGAGCCCGGCGAGAUGCUGGGGCCGGGGGAAGAGCUGCAGAGAGGUUCUGCCGGUUGCGGUUGGGCUUACCCUGGGUGGAAGCGCACGGGCUAUUUAUUUGGUAUCGUUGGCCGUGGGGGAGCUGAAGGGCACGGGGAGAAACGUCGCCUCGGGUUUUCUGGCAACUUGCGGGGGGAAGCGGGAGGCAGCUUUUUUCCGGCCUCUGCAGUGACCGUCAGGGCAGAGGGCUCUCCUCCAGCUACAGCAUCUCUGCUCGUGGAGGUGGUCCUAGGUUGGCAGCCGGUUUGGUUCUGCUGGCAGAGCAAAUACCUCCCUCUCCGAGGAAUGCCGGCCCCGGGACCUCGGCUUCUCUACGGCGAGGAAGAAAUGCAGCGGUCAGGUGGCUGGCCCUGCUCUCUGUGCGUCAGUACCCGACCACCGACUGACCAGGCUUUUGUGCCAAGCUAGAAAACUGCAGAAACGGCGGCCUCGCUUUUAUUGGGGCCUCUUUGUAAAGGAAGCCUGCUCUCCUUUGACUUCAAUGGCCGCUGUCCGACGGGCGCUAUCUUGGGGCGCUCUCCGUUGCUGGAGACCACAAGGAGGGAGGUUAGUUCUGGAGUGAUUCAGCAACAUGUGGAUAUUCGGGCGCUUUUGAUCCUGACGGUCUCCAGGUGCACUAGGCUGAUGCAGGUAACUUCUCGUCCCUAGGACGGGGCACAGCUGAAAUGAGCCUCGGAGAGCUACUGCCCCUUUUCAGUAUGGGUGUUCCGGAGACACGAGCUGCAUUUAAGGUUGGGAGGAGGGAUGAGACCUCCGCAGCAGAUUUGGGAUGUCUGCGUGCUAGCGUUUUGCACCAGGAGGUGCCGGUUUGUUACAAGUUCACUGUUUUGUGGCUCGCUAACGCUUCAAUGUACGAUAGCCUUUUGGUUACGAUCACUACAGCCAAGCAAACAUCUCUGUGGAAUCUCUCCCCUCCGCACCCCAGGUUUCUCUCCUGACCCAUGAGCAUCUGCUGGAAAUAGUUUAUCCAGCGUGGCAGUGAGUAAGACUCUUAGGGAUCUUGGGUGUAAAGAUCUGAGUUUCCUUCCUGAGAACUGACUGAUUCAUGAAUCACAGCAAAUAGCAUCUAAGUCGUAGGCGUAAAUAGGCGUAAGUCACCUGCUCUCUUGACGUGACAGUCUAGGAUCCAAAUGGAGUCACUCCUUAGCAUCUUGGGUAGCUAGGAUAGUCCCUUACACUCUCUGUCAGCUAAGGUCAGCUUGGCGAGGGUGGCAAUGGAACCUCUUUGCUCUGCCAGCCCGCCUGGUGGCCGUCCACUCUUGCCCUCAUCAGCAUCACUCUGGGUCUCUGUAGAUGGAGUGGCACGUGAAAAUCAAGGCAGGCAUGCUCUGAAGACUGGACACUGUUCUGGGUUCUGGUCUGGCUUUGCUGCAUUUCAGGCUCAGCAGCUCGAAAACUCAAAGAGGCAUGCUGAAGUCUCAGUGCUGGCUUCUGUAUUUUCUCAGGUGCUGGAGCCUUGCCUCCAAACCCUUAGACAAGCUGGUCUUGGUAGACUUGGUAGUCUUGAGUCUUCCAGUCUUCCACCUGGCCUGCUAGAAGUGGCUGCAAACCACGCUGCCUUCUCUAAAGGGUGUGACUCCUCGGGGACAGGAAUUGGAGCUCCUUCAGCUGAAAUUCCCGGGGUCUGGGACCCGCUGGCCUUGGCAGGCCCCCAGUAUACCAGCGAACUCAAGGCCAUUAUGUCACAUGCUCUUCAUAGCUCAGUUUUCUUGUACGUGGCCUGUGCUGUUGCCUGCAAGAAGAUGUGAGGGAAUUCUCUUAAUUGUUUUCUGGCUUGAAAACAGGCUCCCACUGCUCCACAGCGUGAAGCACUGAGCUUGUUCAGAAGAGGAAAUGCAGAUCUGCUUACGUGGUCCGGGACGUCUACAUUGCCAACCCACGCUACGACUGAAGCCGGUAGGAGGGUUUGUAAGCUGUCCAUAAACGUGGCGUGGGCCACGCAGUCUCUGCGAAAGGGAUGAGGCCAGGGUGCAGCUGGUGACCUCCGCUGGUGACCUCCUGGUUCGGAGAGUCACUCAUGAGCGGUGCUUCGCAGGGCAUCGGCAGCAGCGUUGUUCCCUGGCUUAUCCGUCUGGAAAAGAUCCGCUCGCCCGUUUGCAGCCAGCAGACCCGAGAGCUUUUUCCUUCUUUCCUAGUCCGCUGCUGGAGCUGCUAGGCCACGCUGCAUCAUGUCGUGGGGUCAACUUUCCCUUUAGAAGCUCAUGCUGAAUCUCACCAGAUUCGUCGCUCUUGCCUGACGUCAGGGCGUCGCUGAGCGAUAACGACCCGUUCUGAACUGGCCCACUGCCACCUACUCGAGACACCAUCACCUUGCACAGCGGACAGAUGCGGGAAUGUCCCGGUGCGGGCAUUGAGGAUCUGCCUCUCGCUCCCUCCUCUCUCAGCUAAAGCACUUCUGAGCGUGAGCUGGGGUGACUGAGGGCAACUUUGAGCUGAGUUUCCAAACAGAACUCCCCAGGAGUAAUGGGGAGAGAGGCUUUAAUUAGAAAAGACCUCCAGCCUUCUGUGUGCAGCAGAGCCGAUUGAUUACAACCCACUGAGCUGCUGAAAGACACCGGCUAGGUCAAUGUGCUGAAUGCCCUUCUUGCCUGAAGCCAGCGCUGUCUCUGUGCUGUAGAGCUGGCAACUGUGUGCAGUUUUUCCCCGUCCUCCCCACCCCCUUGCCGAGGCUCCACAUCCUCUCUGGCAGCUUGUCACUUCUCUGCAGAUGUCUAGACAGGAGGAUUCAGUGCGUGUCAGUUAUGCCUAAUUCAUUAAAAAAACCCAAACCCUACUGAGAGCUGGGGAUUCUCAGUCCUGCAGACUCAGCGCUGUCUGCGGUGCCCCGUGCUGCCUUGAGGCUAGCUCAGAGCAGAUUAAUUCCACCCAUCGGCAGGAGCAGCGCGCGCCUCGCCCUCCCAUCCGUAGCAGGGGGGCUUGGGGAAUAGAAGGCAGACAUGUGGUCCGGGGUACCGCUGGCAGCGGGAGCAGAAGAGAGAGGGGAGGAGGUGGGGAGAAGCGUUCGGGGCUGAGGCGCGUGCUCCUAACCUCUCCUUGCAGCUCACCCCGUGUUCUUGGCUCGCUCGCGUCCUCCGCCGUGUCCGCCAGGAGCUGACAGAGGGGUGCAAGGUGUCCGAGUCCUCAAUCUGGCUGUCCGAAACUGCCAGCUUCCUAAUUCUACCGUCCCUCGUGCCGCCUCUGAAGGCAGAGCUGGUGCCAGGAAUGACAGCUCCCCUUGCCACCUUAAGUCACAUUUCCAUCAACAUUUGCAGUCCUGACCUCUGUAUAGGUGCAGCUGUAAAUCUGCCAUCACAGGAGCGAUGACUGGACCCGCAGUUCAGAGCAUCUAGUUCACUCGCUGGUCCUGAACUAUUAGGUCCCUCUGCUUCCUCACGAUUGCUGGCUCUUCUGGGCUGAACGCACAAUUAACCUUAUAUUAAAAAGACUGAAUGUGAGCCGCUGCACACUGUCGGUGUCUGUUUGAAUUCUCUGGAUGCAGGUAAAGUGUUACAGCGGCUGAGAAGGGACUGAACCCUAAAGUAUUGUAUUGAGGGGGUAGAGUUUUCUGCCUGUAUCAGUGACGCUAAUGGUACAGGACCUGGUGGGGCCAAUUGCCUCGAUUUAGCGCCUGCUUUGCAUCUGAGUCCUGGGCAUAUACAACUGGAUGAUUUCCAGCCCUCUUUGAUUGUGUUUAUUGUGGGGAAGGGAGCAGGAAAGGUAGGAAUGCAAUAUGUUUUGUAAUGGGCAGUGCCAGGCCCUCUGAAAGAAGCAAGAAUUUGGGAUAUCCAAGUUUGAGGCGUAAGGGCGGGUAGUGUCUAUCUGCCGUAGCUUGCGAAAACAGCCCUGGUGUCUUAGACAUGCCUUCUGCGAGAGGAUUACUGAUGCAAAAAUACUGCUAGUUGUCUGGUAGUUUAAAGCUUCUCUUUAGACCUGGGCUUCAGAGCCAUGGACAGGAUUCAACAAAAGGGGUAGCUCAGCCAAAUUAACAGAGCCUCCACAAAGCAAUAAGGCAGGUGAAAAUUUGCAGGCCUGCACUGUACUCGGCUGCAUCUCUGGAUGCUGGUACGAGCUGUAUUAGCGAUCUUACUUUGCAACGGCACAACAGCAGCUAUUGUUACUGCCGGCUCAGCUGUUUGUGUCCCUUGAGUGUUGAAGGGAAGGAAGAGUCUGCAGGAACACAGGAGCACAUCUUCUUCCCAGCCCCGCUCCCAGGAGGAAAAGAGCUACUUGUGCUUGUGUGCACAACCCGGCAGCUGGGCAGGGGCUUGCCCGGGCCCCCUUAGGCUGCCCCGAGCUGUAUUGUGCAUUUCGGUUCUUUGGGGGAAUGCUGAAUUGCAGGAGGCUGCUUACUGGCAAUCGGCCUGUGACUCCUCUCAGAGGGGUUAAAAAUAAGAAUUCUGAUUUCUGGUCUAGGGGAGAUGGAGAUGCACUUGGAAGCAACGAUUCAUGCCUGUGACUCCUUCUUCCCCAGGGGUCCGUGCUGUUGCAUUGCCUCAAGAUAAGUCUUGCUGUGCUGUUGUAGAGGGCACUGCUUUGGCUCCGCUGCUCAGAAUGGAGACGUGAAGCUGCUGAGCACAACUGAGUAGCGCUGCUAGCAGCCCCUUCUUGCCUGGGGACAGAGCCAGUGGAGGACAGUAGGCAAAAAAAGGACUUUAUGGCUGGGAGAUGGACCCCCCCAACACCAACGAAGAGGGGGAACCACUCCCCUGAAAGGGAAACCGGCAACAUAGUGCCGUCUUAUUGACCUAGUUUGUGCUGUCUUCUGCUCUGUUUGUGCCGUGACACCCUGGGGUAGAGUGCCGGUGAGAAGGGAAAGCCCACCAUCUACCACCUGCAGCCAUGGAAGGGGGUGUGCAGCUCCUCAACCGCGACGGCCACAGCAUCUCUCACAACUCGAAGCGGCACUAUCACGACGCCUUCGUGUGCAUGAACCGCAUGCGGCAGCGUGGGCUGCUCUGCGACAUUGUGCUCCAUGUGGGCACCAAGGAGAUCAAGGCCCACAAGGUGGUGCUGGCGUCGUGCAGCCCGUACUUCCACGCCAUGUUCACAAAUGAGAUGAGCGAGAGCCGCCAGACCCACGUGACGCUGCACGACAUUGACCCACAGGCCCUGGAGCAGCUGGUGCAAUACGCUUACACGGCUGAGAUUGUGGUGGGCGAGGGGAAUGUGCAGACACUUCUUCCUGCUGCCAGCCUGCUUCAGCUCAAUGGUGUGCGGGACGCUUGCUGCAAGUUCCUACUCAGCCAGCUCGACCCAUCCAACUGCCUGGGGAUCCGGGGUUUUGCUGACACGCACUCCUGCAGCGACCUCCUCAAGUCUGCGCACAAGUAUGUCCUCCAACACUUCGUGGAGGUGUCCAAGACGGAGGAGUUCAUGUUGCUGCCUCUUAAACAGGUGCUGGACCUCAUUUCUAGUGACAGCCUCAAUGUGCCAUCAGAGGAGGAGGUGUACCGGGCUGUGCUCAGCUGGGUCAAACAUGACGUGGACAGCAGAAGACAGCAUGUUCCCAGGCUUAUGAAGUGCGUGCGGCUGCCCCUGCUGAGCCGGGACUUCCUCAUGAGCAACGUGGACACGGAGCUGCUGGUGCGGCAUCAUUCGGAGUGCAAGGACCUGCUGAUCGAAGCCCUCAAGUACCACCUCAUGCCGGAGCAGAGAGGGGUCCUCAGCAACAGCAGGACGAGGCCGCGGCGCUGCGAGGGGGCCAGCACCGUGCUCUUUGCUGUGGGUGGGGGGAGCCUGUUCGCCAUCCACGGGGACUGCGAGGCCUACGACACGCGGACGGACCGGUGGCACAUGGUGGCCUCCAUGUCGACUCGCAGGGCCAGAGUGGGCGUCGCUGCCAUUGGGAACAAGCUGUACGCCGUGGGCGGCUACGAUGGGACCUCUGAUUUGGCCACAGUGGAGUCCUACGAUCCCGUCACCAAUUCCUGGCAACCUGAGGUGUCCAUGGGCACCAGGAGGAGCUGCCUGGGUGUAGCAGCACUUCAUGGGCUUCUCUAUGCUGCUGGGGGGUACGAUGGGGCCUCGUGCCUGAACAGCGCAGAGCGGUACGACCCUCUGACAGGCACCUGGACAUCCAUCGCUGCCAUGAGCACCAGGAGACGCUACGUCCGGGUGGCAACGCUAGAAGGCAACCUCUAUGCCGUUGGGGGAUAUGACAGCUCAUCCCACUUAGCCACAGUAGAAAAGUAUGAGCCCCAGAUCAACACCUGGACGCCCAUUGCCAAUAUGCUAAGCCGUCGGAGCAGUGCAGGAGUGGCCGUGCUGGAGGGGAUGCUCUAUGUGGCUGGCGGCAAUGACGGGACCAGCUGCCUUAACUCUGUCGAGCGCUACAACCCCAAAACCAACACGUGGGAGAGCGUGGCACCCAUGAACAUCCGCAGGAGCACCCACGACCUGGUAGCCAUGGAUGGGUGGCUGUACGCGGUGGGUGGCAACGACGGGAGCUCCAGCCUCAACUCCAUCGAGAAGUACAACCCCCGUACCAACAAGUGGGUGGCAGCCUCGUGCAUGUUCACGCGCCGGAGCAGCGUGGGGGUGGCUGUGCUGGAACUCCUCAACUUCCCGCCCCCCUCCUCGCCCACGCUGUCGGUGUCUUCGACGAGCCUUUGACAAAGAAUCAGGACCUGCCUUACCUCAAGGGGACAGGGGUGCCUGGCGGAGCCCUAGGCCAGCGUGGCCCACCCCGCGGGGCAGCCGGUCGCUGUAGGAGGAGAGCGAAGGUACCGGCUGCCGCCUCCGGCCCCAGCGCUCCCGUGAACCCCCGGAGCUAUCCCCGCUCUCGGUGCACACAUCGGAUCGGCACGACCACGGCAGUUAGAAAUGUGCUUCCCGGGCGAGCACCCUCCUUCUAGAGCGCGAGGAGAGGGGGGUGCUCUCUGCUCCGUUCAGACUCAUCUCACCACUCACCCGAAGGGCGUAUAUUUUCUUCGGGGAGGGGAAACUCUAAAACCAUUGCUGCUUCUUGGAUUCACGUGAUCCAGCCGGUGCCACGCGUAAGAGCACAGCCAGCCUUGGAGGCUUUCAGGAGUCCUGUGGGGUGGCAGAGGUGGACAGCACUCCUCUCGAAGGACGGACGCGGCUGAAUGUGCAACUGCUCCUCUGAAUGUCACUGUAGCCAAACUCUUUACCAAGCCUAUUGUGCACUGUUAAAGACUCUGAGGCCGCUGUAUGGUUCUCAAUGGUGUCUAAUUGAUGCCUUAAAAUACACAAACAAAAGAAGCCCAGCUAAGGGACGGGGCCUGGAGGAGGUGAGGUUUGGAGACACAACUGGACGCAGCAUCCCGAACCCUCCGGUGUUUCCAUUCUCAGCUGGCCCCACCUCAUUCACUAAAAUCCCAGCUGACCAUUGCUCUGGGGAGUCCCCAGCCAGGCAGAUGGGUUGAAUGACCUUGUUUGCGUCCAUGCCAUCGCCGUCCCAGGUUCAAGUGACUGUGCGGCUGCCUGCUCUCUGCACGUGGUCCUGGUCCACGGUUUGGCUGGGAACGGAUGGGCCUGUUUGCUGUUCCCCUCUCUGCAAAGCAGAUUCUGGGUUUAUGGAAAGGUAUCGGUUCUUAAACAAGAACAGUCCAGCCUUCUAAAUGAGGAGGAUUGCCUGGUGUUACUUUUUGGGUGUUAAUUUUUUUGCCUUUUUUUUAUUUGAAUGCUGAUAUUUUAAUUUUUAAUGACUUCAUAUCCCUUUAUUUUUUACACUAUCCUGGUAUUCCCCAUCCCAUCUGCUUUUAAGGCAGCAGAAGGGAUGCAAUUACUUUUCUCAUUUGUUGAUGAGAUGAUGACUGUGUCCUGGAAGACGUUCUCUAUAGAUGUGUGGGUGUGUGUGCAUGUGUGAGAUACCGUACGUACAGCGAAAACAGCGUGGAAGGGACCAUUUGCAAUUAGCAACUCCCUGGCAAUUAAGCAACCACUUUAAUUAACUAAAGGUUGAAUAAAUUAGUACUGUAAGUCACAGGCCUGUCCUAGACCCACCUGUGCCAUGGAACCUCUUGGGUGGUGUUCUCAAUGGGUGUGCUGUAGGGUGUGUGUGUGAGCCUUGAACAGAGACAUAUUAUCAGGUGUUCUCCACGUUGUAGAGGAAUGACUCAACCACUGGUACCUCAAUAGUGUUCAAAUGUAGCAUUGGAAAUACGGUCUAACUGUUUGUUUUGAACUAAUUCCUUAUCCUUUUUUUCCCCGUUCCUUCUCGUUUCUCAUUUACAGAGUUCGGAUUUCACUUGUGGUGGUAUUCAUUGGCCUAAAUUUCAACGUGGCUAGGGAUUUCUUCUAUUCUCUUUUCUUUGGGGUGAAAGGAGACUUUGAGAUGAGGCAGGGACUCCCCAGCUUAAGACAAUUUUUACGGCGAUCUGAUUUCUCCUGGACAGGUGCCUGCACGUUUUACAAGCCCACUUACAGUGCCUAACGUUGGACACCUGAAAUUACCAGCAGCUUCUGAAAAUCUGGGCUGCUUCUCCCCCCAGCCUCUCCCCAGGGACAGUCUGGGCUUCUCAGGCUGAGGCGGCCUUUUUGGCUUUUAGAACAGACUCUAAAUCUGCUUUUCGUUCCCCUCUCGCUUGCCAAGCCUCUGCCCCAGCCUGUCACAGCUCAGCAGCUCUCCCGUUCCUCUGUAUUGCCGAGGACCCUGCGAAUGUCCAGGCUCUGCUCCUGCAGGUUGCCUCUUGGUCAACGUGGCAGAAGGGCUGCCCUAAGUAGGUCACCUGAAGCUGCUUUGUUGGAAGUAAUGACGAAAUCGGUGAAGUCUGCUCUGUUGCGUGCGUGUGCGUGUGCCUAUGCAUGAGCGAGGUCUCAAUCCUUUCCAUCCCAUUCCUAUAAGCGACAUCAGGAUUUUAGUCGUCUGCUGGUUGUACCGACCAGCGCAUUCAAGGUCCCCCCGGCUCUAGGGCCCUCUUUGAGGGAAGAUCAGCCUAAAAACCCCACGGCCACGUCAGGAGUGAAAGGUGCCGGUGCUGGGCGUUGCUUGGCCCAACGUGCCGAGGUCCUGCCGAGGCCUCUGUGUGAGGAACGGCGAAAAGGACAGCGGAGCUGAAGGGAGUACUGUACGACAAGGAGGGCCGGAGAAGAACUGCUGAAAGGAGAAACGGGGCUGAUUUCAAACAAGGAACGAGUCGUGGUGGCAGUGGCUCAGCAUCUGGUCCAACUGUGGCUGCUGUAGUCUGAAGGGGGGGCUGCGGGCAGGCAAAACCGGAGGGGGAGCGAGCAGCGUAGCAGGCUGAGGAGAAUUUUUGUGCCCUGUGCCCUUGGCCCCAGUUGCAAUCUCUAGCAAUUUACAUUACAAAUGGUGUGCGGCGCUGUCCUGCCUCUUGAGGAUCAGGGAAACGGGCAGCGUGACUCCUGUCACCCACCGGCUGGGUCCUGAGCAAUAUCACCGCUGAGCCCGUUCUGCAGAAACCUGGGGAGGAGGGAGGCUUUUUGUGUCUCUGAUGUACUAACUAUGCAGGUGCUCACUGCUUUCCUGUAAAAGAGAAAGAAGGAAGGAAAGGGCAAAAUAGUUCCCCAGCAGCUUGCGGGGGUCCGGAGCACCCCGACCCACACUGUGUGGACACGAGGUGUCAGCAUCUGCCCUGGGAGAUCCCAGGGUGGAAUCGCUUCUGGUGCUGCACAUCCCUUGCUGAGGAGGAGGCCUCGGAGGGGAUGCGCGUCUGUGUCUGUCUGUCUGUGCGUAGUACCCUAUCUGAGGGGAGGAGAACUGUCAACUGUGUGUGGCUUCUCUGCCAGUUUUAGUUAGUGGUGUCUCACCCAAAAUGUUAUUCGUGUGAUUUUUCCCAUGUGAGCUUUUCCCAGCGGAGGAGCAUCCCCGAGCGGGUGGCUCCAGGCUGUGCGUGUUGAUGUGUUUUGCCCAGGGACCCCGGUGUCCGUCUGCAGUGAGACAGCAAGGCUAGGCUGGAGCCCUCGCCCCGAUACGGGGGGAGAGGUUCGCUUGGCCUUACUGGUAGGCAGACCCGGUCUACUCCAUGUCAAACCGUCGUCACUUUGAUUUCUCUGUAAGUUAUCUGACUUAUUUAUGUGGAACUCUGUUUCUCUGAAUUUUUUGCACUACACGGGAUUGGGGAGGGGAUACAAGCAAUAGAAGCCAACAUGUACAAUAAAGACGUUUUCUUGAAUACCGGA
Aquila chrysaetos chrysaetos is the source of this 10295-nucleotide messenger RNA. It is a transcript of the gene KLHL17, whose product is annotated as kelch like family member 17. Bases 5034 to 6806 code for a protein of 590 amino acids. NCBI's taxonomy places the organism in Eukaryota, Metazoa, Chordata, Aves, Accipitriformes, Accipitridae. Gene Ontology annotation, molecular function: protein binding. The transcript is spliced from 13 exons. The record is from RefSeq and is a predicted model, not a curated record.